CUCCUGAGAAAAAGUGCAGACUGGCCAGAAGGCGGCUGCUGACAGCAACCGGCACCUGUUGCUGUGACCCCGCCCUCCCCAGGGCUCCAGACACCUCAGGGGAGAGCGGGGCUGGUUGCCAAGGCCUCGGGUGAUAUGGAUCCGGAAGCAGGAAGUAGUCUGUGUCCAGGAUCCUCCUGGCUGGGUGAGCUUGGAGGCGCCGGGCCGGCAGUUGUGGGAGAAGGAGGCGGCAGACACGGGGUCACGGUCAGCUGGCACCAGGCCCCUCCAGCCGAGAUGGGGACCGCGGAGGAGCUGGACUCCGCAGUCCAGGAUGUGCUGGGGAAACUGAAGAGCCACAAGCUGUUCCAGUCCAGCUGGGACACGGCCGCCUUCGUCAUCUUCCUCACCUUCGUGGGCACCGUGUUGCUGCUGCUGCUGCUGGUUUUCAUCCACUGCUGCUGCUGCUCCUGCCGCCGCCGCCGCCGCGGCCCCCGAGCCCCGAAGGUGAGGCCGCAGCAGGAAGCCCCCAGGGGAGUGGAUAACUUGGCCCUGGAACCGUAGCGCCUGCCCAGAGGCCCCUCCGUGUCCCGUGUGCCCCGCUGGCAAUAGCAACAAUGCCCACUUUGCCCGAGUCCGGAGUAUCUGAGCCUUCCUU
Talpa occidentalis (Iberian mole) is the source of this 637-nucleotide messenger RNA. RefSeq names its product small integral membrane protein 22 (gene SMIM22). Lineage: Eukaryota; Metazoa; Chordata; Mammalia; Eulipotyphla; Talpidae. Bases 136 to 543 code for a protein of 135 amino acids. The transcript has 4 exons. The record is from RefSeq and is a predicted model, not a curated record. Gene Ontology annotation, biological process: regulation of cell population proliferation.